Metarhizium brunneum ARSEF 3297 is the source of this 2232-nucleotide messenger RNA. Its product is annotated as Neutral ceramidase. NCBI's taxonomy places the organism in Eukaryota, Fungi, Ascomycota, Sordariomycetes, Hypocreales, Clavicipitaceae. Gene Ontology annotation, cellular component: extracellular region. The record is from RefSeq and is a predicted model, not a curated record. Gene Ontology annotation, biological process: ceramide catabolic process; long-chain fatty acid biosynthetic process; sphingosine biosynthetic process. Gene Ontology annotation, molecular function: N-acylsphingosine amidohydrolase activity.
AUGGAGCUGCAAUCGUUUGUGUCGUGGCUUCUUGGUCUGUUUGUUGUCUUCCUCUCAUCUGUGCCCGGAGUACUUGCUCUGCCGGGUUCGUUCCCCGAGGCACAUGGCCCAGACUGGUCAAAAAUUCAUUCACGAUUUGCGGCUCGCUCUCAGAAAAACUCGACGCAGGACAAGUACCUCAUUGGUACUGGGAAAGCAGACAUCACAGGACCCGCGGCCGAUAUCAUCCUUACCGGCUAUGCAAACCUCGAGCAGGUCGGCGGCGGUAUUCGCCAGAGGCUGUUCAGCCGAGCUUUUAUCAUCGGUGAUGUGAACAACCCCGAAGACAGGAUUGUCUAUGUUGUUCUCGACAAUCUGGUCGGAGAUACGGCUAUCCGCUUUGGGGUUUUGGAUGCACUCAAAGGCAUGGGAGCCCCUUAUUCUGUCUAUGGCCAGAACAAUGUUGCACUUGCGGCAGCACAUAGCCAUUCCGCGCCCGGUGGUUGGAACAACUACCUGGUUCCUCAAAUUCCGUGCCUGGGCUUCACCAAAGAAAGCUAUCAGCCCAUUGUUGACGGCGCGGUACUGUCCAUCAAACGAGCACACGAAAGUCUCCAAGAGGGAUACCUUGAUGUUGGCACCACUGAGAUUACGGAUGCUUCCAUAAAUAGAUCACAAUGGUCCUACUUACAAAACCCUGCCGAGGAACGAGCCAGGUAUAGUGCGUCGACCGACACAACCAUGACUUUGUUGCGCUUCACCAGAGCCUCGGAUAACAAAAUAACUGGACUGCUGAACUGGUUUCCGGUGCAUGGUACAUCGCUCUACCGAAAUAAUACCCAUGUUGCGGGCGACAAUAAAGGACUGGCAGCAUGGAUGACGGAACAAGCGAUGAGGGAAGAUUCUGCAUUUGCUAGCAAUUUUGUAGCAGCGUUUAGUCAAGCAAACCUCGGUGAUGCCACCCCCAAUACAGAGGGGGCUUGGUGUGAAGACGGAUCUGGCAAACAGUGUGAUUUUGAGACUGCAACAUGUGCAGAUGGAACUGUUGCAAAAUGCCAAGGCCGGGGUCCUCACUGGCAAGUUCAAGACCAAGGCGCAAGCAGCUGCCAUGAGAUUGCGCUUCGCCAACUGAGGGGUGUGAAAGACAUUUUGACUUCCAUGUCCAAAUCCUCCACUCCUGUUCAGGGGCCUACGGUUAAGUCGUUUCACUUCUUCCACAAUAUGGAAUAUUGGCAAUUCACAUUGCCGAACGGGGAGGCUGCCAUGACUUGCCCUGCCGCACUUGGGUACGCCUUUGCUGCUGGGACGACGGAUGGCCGAGGCGAGUUUGACUUCAUUCAAGGAGACAACGGUAAACCACACAACCGUGAGUGGGAUUUUCUUACGCACCUCAUCAAGAAUCCAUCCCAGCGUCAAACAGACUGCCAAAAGCCCAAGCACAUAUUUCUUAGUGCAGGAGAGCUUAAAGAUCCGUAUGAAUGGGAACCAAGCAUCGUGGAUGUCAUGAUGUUUCGAGUCGGUCAACUGGUUAUGAUCCUGAGCCCCAGUGAGGUUACCACGAUGAGUGGCCGGCGGUGGAAGGAAGCCGUUGGGAAACAGGCAACUUCAUUUGUUGAUGACCCAAUUGUCGUUCUGGGCAGCCCGGCCAAUACUUAUGCGCACUACGUCGCGACGCCCGAGGAGUACGAUGUUCAGCGUUAUGAAGGCGCUUCAACAAUAUUUGGCCGCCAUGAACUCGACGCUUAUAUCAAUCUCACAGUCAGCAAUAUGCAUUACUUGAAGCCCGACGCCACAGAAAAGCCAGAGCAAGGACAGUUGCCACCAGAUAAUAGGAAGAAGUCGUUAAAUUUCGUGUUGCCUGUGAUUUACGACACAGCACCUCUUUUCAAACAGUUCGGCCAGGUCUUAACGCAGCCCCAAGCCAGGUAUAAACGUGGCGACGUUGUCAAAGCCAAGUUUCAGGGGGCGAAUCCACGGAAUAAUCUUCGCCUCGAGGGAACUUUCGCGGCGGUUGAGAAGCAGGGACAAGACGGGACGUGGAGCCAAGUCGCCGACGAUGCGGACUGGUAUCUCGUAUAUACGUGGCGGCGCACAAGCACUCUCCUAGGACACAGCGAAGUCGACUUUACGUGGGAUACGUCGGGGAACGCUGUGCCAGGAAGAUAUCGAUUCAAGUACUACGGCGAUGCUAAGAAUCUUGAUUCGGGCAUUGCAGCGUUCACUGGAACUAGUAAUCAAUUCGAUAUCAGUUAG